Adineta steineri is the source of this 237-nucleotide messenger RNA. Lineage: Eukaryota; Metazoa; Rotifera; Eurotatoria; Adinetida; Adinetidae. The record is from the annotation of a GenBank genome assembly.
AUGUUAAAAAUUAAUUCUUAUCAUUUUAUAUUUCUUCUAUUUGCUAGUAUUUAUUUAUUUCCAAGAUUACAAACUACUGUAGUUAAUACUCGUACCAAUAUUUUUUCAAUGAAACGUGCUCAAGGUAAAUGGUCUGAUCCUUCGACAAACGAUGGUACACUUUGCCAAUAUGCUGGAAGUAAACAUAUAUCAUCUGGACAUCGGUGUGAUUUAGAAAUUUCCGACGAAAUUAAUUGA